Molecule: messenger RNA, 1014 nt
Organism: Fusarium redolens
Lineage: Eukaryota; Fungi; Ascomycota; Sordariomycetes; Hypocreales; Nectriaceae
Exons: 2
Coding region: 1-1014 (337 amino acids)
Source: RefSeq, a predicted model, not a curated record
AUGACUACCGCGACUGCAUCACAAACUUGUAUACCCGGACCGGGGGCCUCUGCUGGUACCGUUGCUGGAGCCGCCGUGGGCUGCCUCGUUGGUGGUCUUAUUUUGGGCGCCCUGGCUGCCUUUUUCAUUCUUCGCUAUCGCGGCAAAAGAAACAAACACUAUCACCAACAGGGUCAGAUAGUCUCCAAGGAAUUGGAACACUCCCCUCCUGAUCCUGAUCCGCCGAGCAACGACGCCAAGCUAAACCACUUUCUCCUUGAUACAAUACCCAACAAGGAGCUCAUGUCAGAGUUGCGGGCGCUGGGCGACCUCAUUAACAUGCACGUCGAGAAUAACUAUCAGUUUCAACCAGUGAGUAUCAAUUCAUCAGCCAUGACACAAAGCAUCUUGAACCUCGGUUUUCCGCCACCGUCUGGGGAUGUAGCCGCUGCUCUGUGUCUCAACCCGCGAUCCCGCGUAGUUGGGCUGCGGCACGUUAUCUCACACAUCGCCUUUGCGAGCAUCGACUUCAACGCCCCGAGUUCCCUUUCGAUGCUUCCAGUGCCCAUGGCCGCCUUCCUCCAGUCCAUACCUUCUGUACACCCUCAAUCCAUCAAUUCACCAGAAACUUGUCUCGCCCUGUCCAAAUGGCGGGUUCUCUCUGCGUUCCUCCUCCAUCCUACACGCAGUGAGAGAACCCCCUUGUCCCCUUACGAGGAGACAGCCGUUCCCCAGGCCCAAAGACUGGCAUCAGCCCUCAAUACGGUCCUCUGUCACUUCGUAUCAUCUGAGCCGGGGAAGCGCCAGGCCCAGACCGAGCACCUAGAGAGCGUGAUGAUGGAAUUUGCCAAGUUCGGGCACAUACUUCUCUCGCAACCCAGUGAUUGGCGGCUCAUAUACGAGGCCAGCACGGCGGGUGUGGGUCAGCGGGCAGUGACUGUGUGUGCUGGGCUUGAGAAGUUGAGCCAUCGAGAUGGAAGGCCGUAUAGCUCUCCACAACUCGUUGAGGCGCCUCGUGUAAUUCAGGUCGCAUGA